AUUUAAUUGAGACUUUUAUUCAACAAUCCAGUUAUCGAACUCAAGAGUGAAUUACAAUUUGCAUAUAGGAAUAUUCGUUGUGUCUAUUUAUAACAUUUCGCACAUUGUGUUAUAUUUUUCGAUGUUCCCUCAUCUGGAAUUACAAAUUAGUACUCAAAAAGAUUUCAUUUAACAUCUGCGCCUUCUCUAUUCAUUAAAAUUCUCUGCUUAUAUAGUAGAUCUUGAACAAAACUUCGCCUCAAAAACAUUCUGUCAACUACGAAAUCGCUGCCUAGUUGAUUCUGGCAAUUUAUCGUCGAUUCGAUUUUGUUCUAUCAUCCGUGGUCUUCACAAUAUUAACGAUUUUAUGGAGACAUUGGUGUUAAACUAUAAAAUUUUUGGAUACCACGAUGAAAAUAAUCCUAUACCAAACCUAAAAUCCCAAAAUUGCUUACAGUUCCCUCAGACGCUCUACGUUACAAAAGCAGAAAUUUUUGUGAAAUAAUAUAAAAGUAUAUUUAUAGCAGACAAUGACAACUCCUAAAGUGAUGCGUAUCAUGGCUUUGUCCAUCAACACUGCGAUCCGUGCAGGCUCAAUCAUUCGAGAAGUGAUGCAUCGCGGCAAUCUAGGUAUUGUGGAGAAAGAGGGCAAAGACGACUUACAAACAGAGGCCGACCGAUCAGCUCAACAAUGUAUUAUUGCUUCUCUAUCGAGAAAAUUUCCUAAUAUUACAAUCAUUGGUGAGGAGGGCGACUCAAACUUAAAUGUCAAAGGGGAGUGGUUGGUAACAGAGGAAAGCGAAGAAUUCCUUACACGUAAUUGCCCAGAGGAAUUGCUUGAGAUUAAAGAGGAGGAAUUCGUGAUAUGGGUUGAUCCUUUAGACGGCACAUCAGAAUACACUAAAGGUUUAUUAGAGCAUGUCACGGUGCUAAUUGGGAUAGCAAUUAAAGAUCGUGCUAUUGGGGGCGUCAUUUAUCAACCCUACUACAAACACUCUAAUGGCGAUAUAGGCAGAACUAUAUGGGGCCUUAAAGGAUUAGGCACAGGGGGAUUUGAACAUAUAAGUCCACCCAAAGGGCAAAUGAUUAUUACGACUACACGUUCACAUUUAACACCACUGGUACAACAAGCAUUAGAUGCUCUUUCACCAACCAAAGUAAUUAAAGUUGGGGGCGCUGGUUACAAAGUAUUACAAUUACUUGAAGGCAAGGCACACGCAUAUGUAUUUGCUAGUCCGGGUUGCAAACGGUGGGACACUUGUGCACCGGAAGCGGUAUUAGAAGCAUACGGCGGCACCCUUACCGACUUAACAGGCGUUCACUACUCAUAUGCAGCUGAUGUAGAUUAUAAAAAUCGGAUGGGUGUCUUAGCAACAAUUCCUGAAAUAUCACAUUCCGAAAUCGCUCGCCAGGUACCUAGUGAUAUUAUAGCGACUUUGCGCGCAUAAAACAUUUUCUUUAUGAUGUCUUUAAGAAAAUAACUGCUAGUGUGUAUUUCCAUAUUACCCUAAGUACGUUUUCAGAAAGUGCUAUUUUUUUGAAAAUGUUUUGAAUCGGUUUAUAAUCACUUGAUAAAAAACAAUUGUAAUUGUUGUUAAUUUUUCGGAUUUCAUAGGUUUCACAUAAAAUAAAAUAAUUAAUAGCAAUUCAAAAUUCAGUUGAGUAAACUAAGUAAACAAAUCCGUUUUGUUUUUUUGGGCAUGGAAUACUAAUUAAAGCAUUAAAUAUAUAUGAUCUUAGCGCCAAAAUGUAAUUUACCUGAUUCCCUAUUUAUUUUCGUACUAUCGAUAUCCCAAAUACGGAAUUCGGAUGAAAUCACGAGUUGCUUUGCAACCAGAUUUUUCACGUGUUGGGAUGUGUUUAUGAUCAUUUUGUUUGCCCUGGCACUACCAUGGCAUAGAAAAACAACGAUCAAAAUCAAGUUCUCGGGAUAUGAAAUGUAUUUAUUUUUGAUUUCAUUGUUUUAAGAAAAACAGCGAUUUGAAAUAAAAAGGCUAAUACCCUAUAUAGUGAUAACUAUACGUAUUUGAAA
Molecule: messenger RNA, 2011 nt
Organism: Bactrocera oleae (olive fruit fly)
Lineage: Eukaryota; Metazoa; Arthropoda; Insecta; Diptera; Tephritidae
Product: 3'(2'),5'-bisphosphate nucleotidase 1
Biological process (GO): phosphatidylinositol phosphate biosynthetic process
Molecular function (GO): 3'(2'),5'-bisphosphate nucleotidase activity
Source: RefSeq, a predicted model, not a curated record